This is a messenger RNA of Daphnia pulex (common water flea), 2274 nucleotides long. RefSeq lists its product as uncharacterized. The transcript has 7 exons. Bases 965 to 1723 code for a protein of 252 amino acids. NCBI's taxonomy places the organism in Eukaryota, Metazoa, Arthropoda, Branchiopoda, Diplostraca, Daphniidae. The record is from RefSeq and is a predicted model, not a curated record.
UACACAGUUGAAGGAAGGCAGAAAGCGCUGGGAGAGGAGUGAAAAGCGAGGGGUUGCCCACUCUUUUGCCAAGUGAACCUCCGGAAAAAUGAGAAAAUUGAGAAUUUUUUCCCCCAAGCUUUUCCCAACAAACUCAGAGGGUAUUUUCCAAAAAUGUUUUUGUCUUCCUAUAUAGCCUACUCGAUUUCUGGCCGAUUUCCCGGCUAUUUUGUCAUUUUUCCUGACGAGUGAAAUUAGUUAAGUGUAUUUAAUUACACCGAGGUGUUGGCACAUUCUUUUUCCGUGGUUUCCAAGUUAAGUAGAUGACCGAAACAAAAUAUUUCUGAUAAUUAGUAAACAUAAUGUGGUUGAUCUUGAACGGAUCGCGAAAAGCGGAUAUUGCAUCGCGGACCAGAGCGGGAAGAAAAGAAACGGAUGCGGAGCGAUCUUAGACGGUAAGGAUCAGUGCAGUUUCGUAUUUGUUUUGAUAAAAAGAAAUAUAAACUAAAACUAAAAACGAUUAUCCUGUUGAUUGAACUCCAAAUACGGAUAUCAACUUGAAAACGUCACAGAGCUGAAGUUGACACUCGUAAAUCGUAUCACGAUUGCAUCAUUAUUGAAAUAAUUCCAAUAAAGAGGUGAGAUAUUCUUAAUGAAAUUUUCCCUUAUCUUCUGUGUCUUGACAUUCACGGCUCACAGGGGGCACGGCGAUUGAAAAGAUAAAUAACUCCGAUAUAACCAAUGUCGCAAUGAAAGGCUGAUCAAUCCCAAUUCAAGGGGGCAUCAAUUGCUUUCCUUGUGUGCAGUACUAUAUAUCUCAUAUCAAUAGAUAGCAAUCAUUCUUAUCUGCAGAAGAAGAUCUACAAAUAAGUGGCAUCUUUAAUGUUGGAGAUAUCAAACAAGAGUUGGAGAUUUUCGUACUGGAUGCGUGCUCCUUUUGCUAAUUAUAAAUUUAUCAUUCGUUGGACACAAAGUAGUAGAGACGAUGAAUUUUAAGUUGAUAACGGGUUUUCUUCUGAUUGGGAUUUUGGGUUCGAUCGGUCGUACUAAUGGAGUAGCGCUGAUGACCCGUAUUCAAAUGGCAAAAACUUCAUUGGAGGAAUAUUUGGAACAAUGCUGGAAUGAUUUUGUCGAUUUAAUGGACAACGGAAUUCCUGGCCUCAAUAUCCCGACGUUUGAUCCAUGGUUCUCUAACGACAGUUUCCCAUUCCGGAUGCAAGAUAGCGAUAUCGUUCUUCGUGCAGAUGUCAAUGCUACGAACGUUACGUCGCUUGGCUUUUCUUCAGUGGAGAUUCCAGCAGUGUAUGACAAUGGAAACGGGCACUUUAACAUUUCCCUGACUCUGUCAGACCUAAAAAUUAAUGGCCUCUACUCAGUCGUGGGUAGCCACCAUUAUUUUUAUCCUAUUGUCGGGAAUGGACCAUUUGAUAUGAUGAUGAUGGAUGUUUACUCAAGCGGGACUGCAACUCUCAUGUAUAAUGGUACGGUUUAUAGUUUGACUAAGUUGGAAUUAACUCCGCUUUUGUACGGAUCGGCAACUGCCGAAUUCUUCAGUCUAUCGAUUUCCGGUACAGAUAGUACAUCCGUAACCUACACCCAAAUCGUUAAUUUGAUGACGGAACUAUUGUGGUUUCAAGUAGAAGAAGAGCUUCGCCUACAGUUAAGCGUGUCGAUAACUGAAUACCUGAACAACCAGCUCUUGGAAUUCAAACCAAGCAGUUUCCUUCAAAAACAAAAAUCUUAAAUAAAUGUUAUCUGCACCGUGAAGUGAAAGACAGGAGAAACAACGACGUACUAAGAGUUUGAUAUCAUGCUGAAGCCGGCUGAAGCCUGGCUGGAACUAAACCGCUUGGCGGCGCUGUGCGGUGGUAGGGCAGUUUUAUUUUUGUGUUUACAACAUUAGCAGAAGUUAGCUACUGUAGCAAAGUUUUAUUGAAUUUUCAACAUAGCUUAAGUGAAUUUCUUUUAUGAAGAAGUGAAUUUAUGUUCUCGAAAUGCCUAUUUGAAUCUUUUUUCCCUUCCCAAUUCCCACUGCUUUGCAAAACUGCCCUACCACCGCACAGCGCCGCCAAGCGGUUUAUUUCCAGUCAGGCUUCAGCAUAUCAGAUUUUGGUCUGUUAGCCUAUUCCGUUGUUUCUCCUGUCAUUCUUCUUCAUGUCUGCACUUUUCUCGAAGCAUCAACUUACGAUUUACUUAUAUUCAAAUUUGGGUCUUAUUAUAACUGUUUUUUGUGGAAAAUUUUAUUCAUAUGGUACGCAUGAAAAUCUAAAGAAUAAAUAGCAGAAACUAAACGAA